Darwinula stevensoni is the source of this 327-nucleotide messenger RNA. NCBI's taxonomy places the organism in Eukaryota, Metazoa, Arthropoda, Ostracoda, Podocopida, Darwinulidae. The record is from the annotation of a GenBank genome assembly.
AUGUGCGGUGAACUGGUCGCCAUGGGCGCCCUCAAGGAACUGACACCGAGCACAGCGCAUGAGCGGGGGCACGGCGAACUCAAGUCGAUGCGCACCAGCAUGCGCCACCUGCGCCAAGGCGCUGCACAGGCCGUGCUCACCGAAUUGCUGCAUCUCGCCCGCCAGCGCGGCUACGCGCGGGUGAGCCUUGAAACCGGCAGCACCCCGGCGUUUGAACCGGCCAUCGCCCUCUACCGGCGUUUUGGGUUUGUGCCAUGCGGGCCGUUUGCGCACUACACGGAGGGGCCGUUCAGCCGGUUCAUGACACGGGAGAUGGUUGGCGAUUAG